UCGGUUUCUUGUUUGAUGCCCCUGUUCUCGUUACCACAAAGCAGCAAGCCCCUGUCAUGGACCGAUGCCUCCGGUAAUACCUAUUCCUAUUACGAGCAGCCUUUUUUGAAGUCCGUUAUCUUCAUUCUGGGCCAGGAGCUGUGUGAACGAUUGGCAUAUUACGGCCUAACGCCCAACUUGCAGACCUUCCUAAAAGAGUUUGCUGGUAUGGAUGAUAGUGGAGCCAACUCUUACAUUUCUAUUUUCAAUUCGAUCAUUUACUUGACCCCCCUAGUGUCGGCCGCUCUAUCCGAUACUAUCCUCGGUCUAUACGUCACUAUCGUCGUAUUUUCACUGAUCUAUGCAUGUGGGUUGGUUCUACUGACGCUAUCAGCAGUAGAGUCCAUCUCUGAACAAUGGAUGAUUGAUGUGGCACUACUCUUCCUCAUUGCACUCGGUGCUGGUGGUAUCAAGAGUUGUGUCAACAUCAUGGGUGCCCAGCAAUUCCAUCCUGAGUACCACAGGAGCCUUAUCACAAGGUAUUACACCUAUUUCUAUGCUACUAUCAACGUUGGUAGUAUUAUUGGUGGUAUCGUCUCCCCCAUCCUUGUGCAGGAGUGCUCCUUCUUCGUGGCUUUCCUCUUCAUUACAAUCGUCUUCUUGUGCGCCUGUGUAGUAUUCCUAUCGGGUGGUAUAUUGGGGAGAUAUGUCAAGCCGAAGCCGCAGGGUUCGGCAGUUCUGAAAGUGGUGGAGGUCCUCUGCGUCGCCUGUACAAAGUUCUCACUCGAUAAGUGCAAGAAGUCGAAGGGUGGAAAAUUUGAGGAUUCCUUUAUUGAGGACACGAGAUGUUUAUUGCGACUGGUGCCUAUGUUUACUAUUGUUAUCCCAUUCCAGAUGGUCUACACUCAAAUGACUACUGCUUAUUUGACGCAGGCCAGUAAGAUGGAUACAGACACCUUCGGUUGGGAUAUGCCUGCAGCAAUGUUCCAGAAUGUCGAUCCCUUCGCUGUUAUUGUUAACUCGCUGAUAUUGGAUCAGCUCGUAUUCCCCUUCCUACAAAGGAGAAACAUGAUGCCCUCAGUGUUGGUGAGAUUUUGCCUGGGUUGUGUGGCUGGUGCAUGCUCCUUGUUAUGUGCUAUGGGGUUAGAGUAUGUCGUGAUGGCGAAGCCUUUAUUCACUAUCUCAGCAUGGUGGCAGGUCCCUCAAUUCUGGCUUAUUGCUCUCGGUGAGUGUUUUCUAUUCGCUACCUCGUACGAAGUCGCCUUCACUUACUCACCUGGGCAAUUGAAGGCAUGUGCUUCUGGGUUAAACCUCUUGUUCUUCUCAUUCGGUUCUAUGCUCUCGGCCGUGCUCUUCCAGGUCUGCUCGCCCUGGUUACCUGAUUUCAAACCCGACGAUCCUUCUACAUGGGGCGGAUCUCAUUACGAUUAUUACUACAUGGUCUUGAUCGGCUUUUGCAUCCUGGGUGCUCUUGGCAGUCUAGCGCUCAUUCCUUACUUCAACAGGGUCGCGGCGGCUAACCUGGGAGUUGCUCAAAAGGAUACCAGGCAGUCGAAGGGGAGCACUGUCGACUCGGAGGCCGGCGGCGUGGACGGUAAAUCUUCGAAAUCUGCUGUGAAGUCUGACCCUGCUGACUUGGAAGGUUAG
This is a messenger RNA of Perkinsus marinus ATCC 50983, 1626 nucleotides long. RefSeq lists its product as hypothetical. The transcript has a single exon. Gene Ontology annotation, molecular function: transmembrane transporter activity. The record is from RefSeq and is a predicted model, not a curated record. Gene Ontology annotation, biological process: transmembrane transport; oligopeptide transport. Gene Ontology annotation, cellular component: membrane. NCBI's taxonomy places the organism in Eukaryota, Perkinsozoa, Perkinsida, Perkinsidae. The coding region runs from base 16 to 1626 and encodes 536 amino acids.